AUGUCUGAAAAAAAAAUAAAAAAAGAAGAAUACGGAGCUGAAAGUAUUCAAGUCCUAGAAAACAUUGAAGCGGUUCGUAAAAGACCAGGAAUGUAUAUUGAAGCUAUUGAUAACCCAGUUGAUGAAGCCGUAGCUGGCCAUUGUCAAAAAAUUUGGAUUACUCUUUCGGCAGACCAAACUACCAUUACUAUUAAGGAUGAUGGACGAGGAAUUCCAAUUGAAAUCCAUCCUAAAACUAAAAUGAGUGUUUUAAGAACUAUUUUUGAGGUUCUUCAUUCCGGAGGAAAAUUCGAUAACAAAGCUUAUAAGACUUCGGGAGGACUUCAUGGAGUAGGAGUGACUGUAGUUAAUGCCCUUUCUAAAUCUUUGCGAGUAGAGAGUAGUAGAGAGGAAAAAACCGAAACCAUAAUUUAUGAAAGAGGAAAAUUAAUUUCUUCCCAAAUAAUUGACACCCUGGGACGAAACAAUGGUGUGUUGGUUGAAUUUACUCCCGAUCCAGAAAUUUUCAAAGAGUUUACUUAUUUUAAAGUUGAAACUAUUCAAAGACGUUUAAAGGAAAUAGCUUAUUUAAAUCCUAACCUUACCUUUUAUUUUGCUACUUCUCCGACAGCUGAGCCAAUUGUCUAUCAUUUUACGGGUGGUUUAAAGAGGGAAAUUUUUCACCGAGUGGUGGUGGAAGAAAAGUUAUCUGAAUAUUUCCAAUUGAGUUUUGCUUUCCAAUAUAACGACAGUUAUGACAAAAAUAAUGCUCGUUCUUUCUGUAAUAAUAUUCGCACUGCGGGAGGCGGUUCCCACGUUAGUGGUUUUGAAAGUGGACUUUUUGAGGUUUGUAAAGAAUUAAUUAUCAAAGAUAACCCUAAUUUAGAACUUGAGCCAAGUGAUGUUUCGGUUGGUUUGACAGCCAUUGUUUCGGUACGUGUCAAGGACCCUGAAUUUGCUGGCCAAACUAAGGAUAGGUUAGCCAAUCGCGAAGUUAGAGAAAAAACUAAGAGACUUACCCAAGAGUUAGUGAGCGGUUUUUUUCAAGAUAACGCUACUACGGCCAAAAUCAUUAAGGAGAAAAUUAUUGAUAAUGCUAAGCUCCGUUUGCAUUUAAAAGAGGAACAAGAUAUUUUCCAAAGUGGUAAACAAACUCCCGAUUUGCUGAAAGUGAUGUCUAGUUCGGAAGCGAACGAAGAAAUAUUUUUUGUCGAAGGUAAAUCAGCCGGUGGUAGUGCCGAGGAAGGCCGAGACCCUAAAACUCAGACUGUCUUUGCUCUCCAAGGCAAACUUCCUAACGCUUUAAAAGGUCUGUUCGGUCGAGUUCUUAAGAAUAAGAUAAUAAGUAAUACUCUGCUGGCUCUCGGUUUUGCUGAUCAAAAAGGACUCUUAAAAAAUGAUUAUAUUCGUUUUCAUCCUUUAUUAGAGAAGCAAACAUUAGAUGAAGAGGUAAGUUUAUUGGAGGAUUUUACUUAUCAAGAAGCCGAUAGGCAAGAAGUAAUUCCUGCCAAUACUCCUCUUAAUUUGGAACAGUUGGCUAUUGUUGUCCGCGAAACUUUAAAAGAUUUAUUAAGUAAAGCAAACUUUAAAAGAAUUGUUUUAAUGGCUGAUCCUGAUGACGAUGGAGCUCAUAUUGUCGUUUUAUUGCUGACUUUUAUUUUUAAGUAUUUGCCCUACUUAAUUGAAGGAGGAAGGGUAUUUGUAGCGGUUCCGCCUCUUUAUCGAGUGCAAGCCAAAAAGCAAGUACAUUAUUUCUAUAAUGACCAAGAAUUAAAAAGUUAUCUUCAAGAGCACCCCCGCGAGGAACGCAAGAUUGAACGAAUUAAAGGUUUGGGACAAAUGGAUGCUUCUGAGUUAUUCGAAAGCACCAUGGAUCCUACUCAGCGGCAAACCGGCAAACGAAAAGAAUUUUUAGAAGAGCGUUCUUAUCAUGAAUUAGCCCUGACUAUUAGCGAGGAACAAAAAGUUGACUUAGUUAAUUUAGCUUUGGUUUAUUUCACUAUUUACGCUAUUGCUGUAUCGGAAAAAGGUCGAGCCUUGCCCGAAAUUAAUGAUGGAUUUAAGUCCUCCCAGCGCCGAAUUCUUUUUGCGCUCUGGAAAUUAGGAAUUACUCCGAACAAAGAUGUGAUUACUUCGGCCAACAUAGUCGGUAAAACCAUGGCUGAUUGA
Messenger RNA from Funneliformis geosporum, 2148 nucleotides. Lineage: Eukaryota; Fungi; Glomeromycota; Glomeromycetes; Glomerales; Glomeraceae. The record is from the annotation of a GenBank genome assembly.